Molecule: messenger RNA, 1664 nt
Organism: Xiphophorus maculatus (southern platyfish)
Lineage: Eukaryota; Metazoa; Chordata; Actinopteri; Cyprinodontiformes; Poeciliidae
Gene: svopl
Product: SVOP like
Exons: 11
Biological process (GO): transmembrane transport
Cellular component (GO): membrane
Molecular function (GO): transmembrane transporter activity
Source: RefSeq, a predicted model, not a curated record
AAUGCUUCUCUGCUGUGCUGGAAAAUCAUUUCUUAUAUGGGAUAAAAAAAACAACUUUAAAGUGUUUCUUAAAAUUAGCGUUGCUUUUAUUGUAAAGUCCUCUGAUCUCAAAACACAAAGACCUGUUUAUUUCUGGAGAUGUUUUUAUCCUGAUAGAGAACAUGUUCAACCCAGAAAGCUCCAUAUUUCGUUACUUUUGAGUCACUGCUCAGUAAACACAGCAGAUUUAUGUUCUGGUUCGGUUCCAGUCUGGCUGAUGAAAUCUGGGCUGCUCCUUUUCUUUCCCAACUUGUUUUCUGGUCGUUCUGGUUCUCUGUUGUUUGCGUUAAUGAUCCUCCUCACCUGCAGGCUUUGGGCGGAACCGGACUCCUCCUAUCGCCGAACGCAGCUCCCUCCACCCGCUGGCUCGGUGAUACUUCCUGAUGUACCUGAGCAGGUGAGGAGGAGGAGCAGAGCUUUUCUUCAUCUUCACUGCGACGAUUUGCGGCAUGAAAACCCAGCAGAGGAUCAGCGUUCGGCUCCAACAUCAGGGUGUGGUUCAGCAGAGGCUCAUCUAAAAGUUUCAGGACACCGGGCCUCCAGGACUGGAGUUUGACACUCCUGCUUUUAUAAUGACGGACUCUAUGAAAACUCAGCUGGUGAGCGCCAUCCAUCUGCAGCAGGUGGAACUGCAAGAAAAACCUACAGGCAACUCGCAGGGCAACAACAGCAACAAUGCUGCAGCAGAUGAGAAGUUCACUGUGGAGCAAGCUGUGGAAACCAUCGGCUUUGGACGCUUCCAUGUCCUGCUGUUUGUCAUCAUGGGCAGUGCCAAUAUUGUGGAAGCCAUGGAGAUCAUGCUGCUAGCUGUGGUUUCUCCAGAGAUUCGAUGCGAGUGGCGCUUGGAGGACUGGCAGGUCGCCCUCGUCUCCACGAUGGUGUUCGUCGGCUUCAUGGUUUGUGGAGUUUUGGCCGGUUACAUCGCUGACAGAUACGGACGCUGGAAGGUUGUGUUUGGAGGUUAUGUGUGGAGCGCCUAUUUCUCUCUGCUCACGUCGUUUGCUCCAACGUACGGCUGGUUUAUCUUCCUGCGCAGCAUGGUGGGCUGCGGCGUUGCAGGAGUGUCACAGGGGUUUGUGUUGAAGACAGAGUUCAUCCCUGCCAAGUAUCGAGCCUACCUGCUGCCUCUGGGCACCAUCUUCUGGAUGACCGGCUCCAUGCUCAUCAUCCUCCUUGGCAUGCUGGUGGUUCCCACUAUGGGCUGGAGAUGGAUGAUCCGGCUCUCCAUCACACCAAGCAUCAUCCUCAUCUUCCUCUUCAAGUUUAUUCCUGAGUCGGCCCGUUACAACGUGUCAGCAGGGAAAGUCGAUGCUGCCGUCAAAACCCUGCAGAGGAUCGCCAGAAUGAACCGAGCUUCUCUUCCUCCUGGACGGCUGGUGGAGCCUGCUCUGAGGGAACGUGGCAGCUGGAGGAUUCUGUUCAGUCCCACCUUCAGGAGGACGUCCCUCCUGCUCUGGUACUCAUGGUUUGUGGCGUCCUUCGCGUACUACGGCUCGGUGCUGAGCAGUUCAGAGCUGCUGGAGAAAAACUUGCUGUGUGUGAUAAAUGCCGACGCAGAGCAUCAGGUCAAACACCGCCAUGAGAGCGGACUCUGCUACUGCAUCCCCUUUGGGAGCAGCGACUAC